This is a messenger RNA of Cooperia oncophora, 456 nucleotides long. The record is from the annotation of a GenBank genome assembly. Lineage: Eukaryota; Metazoa; Nematoda; Chromadorea; Rhabditida; Trichostrongylidae.
UUGAGUAAUUUAGAGCAGUGUCAAGGGAAACAGUUAUGCAUUUUUGCAUUUCUUCCUCACAUUCUCGACUGUCAAGCAAAGUGUCGUCAGAACUAUCUGAAUAUUCUGCGUGAAGUGGGGGAACACUUUAAGAAGAAUGGAUGGGGAUGGGUCUGGGCUGAAGGAGGAUCUCAGUUGGGUUUGGAAGAAGCUUUCGGUGUCGGAGGAUUUGGUUAUCCCGCCAUGGUGGCUUUGAACUACAGAAAAAUGAAGUUUGCUGUACUCAGGGGCUCCUUUGAUAGAGAUGGUAUACGUGAGUUUUUGCGGGACCUGAGUUUUGGGAAAGGACAAACUGCGCCCAUUAAGGGAGCUUCGUUUCCCUCCGUCAUCAGCAUGGAGCCUUGGGACGGGAAGGACGCCGUGCCGCCCAGUGAGGAGGACGCAAAUCUAUCCGAAAAUGAGCGCAUCGAGUUAUGA